GCCUCAAAUUCUCUUAUCCAAUCCUCUUUCAAAUCUAUCCUCCAAUGUAAUAGAAGAAGACAGGUUGAAUUUCCCAAUGCUCAUAACAGUCGAUAACUGAGAAUACUAUAAAAAUCAGAUGACUAGUUCAACUGUCAUUAAAACAGUUUCAGCACAUCAUUUUGGAAUGAUGAUUAGUGGUUCGUAGAGAAGAGUGAUGAAAAGGUUUUGAAACCUAUAAAACAACAAAAAGUCUAAAUAACACAUUGAUUCAUUCACAAGUUAAUACAUGUGUCAGGGGAAUCAAUUUAUCAGGAACGUGAUUGGAAUUAUAGGCAUAAUUACUAUAUUCUCACAUAUUAUUUCGGCUACUUUAUGGAUUACUUAUUUACUGGGAUGGCGCAUCAACCGUAAAUUGAAAUAUGCUACUCAAAAUCAAAAUUUAAACAAUAAUCCUCCCACUGGAAGACGACGAGAAGUACAACUAAAUGAAAAUGGAGUAAAUGUCAGACAACCGAAUGCAGAUGUUAUAUCUCGACAGAAAUUAAUAUGGCCCGUCUGUUCAUUGAGAAUGUCAACACAACUGAUUAUAUUUUCAAUGGAAAUCACCUAUAUUUUAGGUUGUUGUACAGAUUUAAUGAGAUUAAUUUAUCUUUCGAUAACUGGUGAUGAUUUACGCUUAUUGUUCAGUGAGUGGUCUUGUAGAAUACAAAUAUUUCUUUCAUUUACAACUUGUGAUCUAUCUGGAUGGCAUUUUGUCUUUUUAUGCAUUGAGCGCUGUUAUAUAACACUAUUUCCCAGAAAAUACUACAGUAUGAGUCAUUCGUCAUUUGGACCAGCUUUAUCUAUGAUUAUAUUUGCUUAUACAAUAAGCGUUGCUACAAAUAUUUUCUUAUUAAUACCUACUCAACAUGUUUGCUAUGGAUUCUACGACAGUCCUACAGUGAAUUCAAUAAAAUUUCUAUUCACCCUAAUCAUGCCUGUAUUGAUAGCAACGAUAUCCACUAUAGUCAUGACAAAUGUUCUCGUAAAGUGGAAAAUAAAGAAAAUGAAGUCAAGAACAACCGCACCUUCUUUUCUGAAUAGUUCAACCAGAAAUAAGACUGUGGAUACCUCAUCUACCUCAAAUAAAAGUAGACCAACUCGUACUUCAUUGACAUCUGUCUCUUCAAGUAAACAAAAGAAUAAUCAAUUGAUUAGUAGUUUACGUCGUGGCUCUGGAAAAUUAAUUGUUUAUGAUACAUCAGCUAGGAUAACUGUAGCAAAAAUGAUGUUAAUCUGUGCACUCUUAUAUCUUUACACCCUAUUAUCGUUGUUUGUAUUCGGAAGAGUAUAUAGCGAAUACUGUUGUUUUCUAACGGCUAGUCAAAAUUGUAAUUGGAAUGACUAUCUCUUUAAUUUAUUGUCUAUUCAACAUUGGACUACUCUAUCACUUACUAGUUAUGUUCUCAUGUUUGGUGCAGUCACCAUACGACAAGAUAUACACACUAUGCUAUUAUUUAUAUGGUUUAAAUUUUUCAAAAAAUCUCAGUAAUUCACCAGAUUUCAUGAUUAUUCCGAUUGCAUUCAGUGUGUACAUUUUUGAUAACAACACUUCACAUAUACAUGUAUAUAUAUAUAUAUAUAUGUGUGUGUGUGUAUGUGUGUUCACCAUACUAGAAUCUGAG
Trichobilharzia regenti is the source of this 1646-nucleotide messenger RNA. Lineage: Eukaryota; Metazoa; Platyhelminthes; Trematoda; Strigeidida; Schistosomatidae. The record is from the annotation of a GenBank genome assembly.